UGCAUAUGUCCCCUUCAUCCCCCUCUGGCAAGGACAGUGUUGGGCAUCUCCAACUGCCCCCCAGGCACUGCCAUGGGCUACGGGGGUGCCCCUGCAAGAGCCCAGGAUGAGGGGCUACCACUCAGGCCCAAACUUCCUUGAACCCUGAGGCUGGCUGGGAGGCUUCUCCUGCCUUUAUCCCCAGAGCCAGGCUGCAGGGGGCCUGGUGGAACUCUGGUUCCCAGUCCCAGCCCCUCAUCCCAGCCCCUCUCUGAGGAGGAGGCAGGCAGCCGGGGCUCUGCAGCCAGAGCUUUUCAGCUUGGAGCUCUGGAGCCAGAUGUAACAUUGACCUUAAAUGGUAAAAGCUCCCCAGAGUGAAGAGAGGCUGGCCAGGGAGGAAAGGGGAAUAACUCAGUUUUAGGUAAGUCAUCGCUAUUGCCUAGAAUAACCUGCCUCUUCAGUCUGAGGGAAGCAGAGAGGCGCCUUCUCCUCCUUAAAGCCUGCGGAGCGCAAGCCUCUUGGAGCAUCUUUGGGGUUGACACAGCAGAGGUUCCAGGCACACACAGCCACUCCAGCCAGGAGGCUGCCAUGCCCCACAUUCCUGAGGAUGAGGAGCCCCCUGGAGAGCCACAGGCAGCUCAGACCCAAGACUCUCCCUCCGCAGGACCAUUUCACAGUCUUCCCACAAUCAUCCUGACGGGGGAUGCCAGUUCACCUGAGGGAGAAACCCACCGAAACCUGACCAACAGAGCUCCCAGCCCCCACCGAAGGCUUUCCCACCGACAUCUGAAGGUCUCCACAGCUUCGCUGACUUCUGUGGACCCCACAGGACAUGUCAUUGACUUGGUAAAUGACCAGCUGCCAGACAUCAGCAUCUCAGAGGAGGACAAGAAGAAAAACCUGGCACUUCUGGAAGAAGCCAAGUCGGUGAGUGAGCGAUUCCUGACCCGCCGCGGGAGGAAAUCAAGGAGCAGCCCCGGAGACUCCCCAUCAGCUGUUUCCCCAAACCUCAGCCCUGGAGCUUCUCCUACACCCUCUAGGAGCUGCUCACCCACCAUCUCCACGCCACCAGAUUUCGACACAGGCAGUGGCCCACAGUCCCCUUUGCUGGGAGCAUCACCACAGCAAAAGGGGCAUGAGGCCAACAUCUCCUCACCUCACCUCGGCGAGCCUAAUGUCUCCAAAGGGCUAGCCGACCGGAAGCAGAAUGACCAGAGGAAAGUGUCUCAAGGCAGACUGGCUCCCCGCUCUCCCACAGUGGAGAAAUCCAAAGCACUUACAGUAGAACAAAAGGAAAACUUUGACCCCCUUCAGCAUCCGGAGGCCACACCCAUGGCUCAGGCUUCUGGAGCGAGCAUCAGUGGGAAAAUGGCCCUGAACAGCCCCCAGCCUGGCCCUGCCGAGAUGGAGCUGGGGAGGCAGCUCCUGAAGACAGCCAGGGAAGGCAGCCCUCUGCCCAGAAGCACAGUACCAGGCUCAGGAGGAACUGUCUCUCCACAUCCCCAGGGACAAGGCUCUGCUGGAGAGCCUGUGGGGCCCAAGGCUGGCCCCAAAGCUGAACUGCGGCCCCCUGUGUGCCGGCCCCCCUUGAUACGGGGAGUCUCCUGGGACAGCAGCCCUGACGAACCUGGUCCCCUGCUGCAGAAGGUACUUGCCAAGCUGCCUCUGUCGGAGGAAGAGAAGCGGUUUCCAGGCAAAGCCAAACCAGCCAAGCCACCUGGGCUCAAAGACUUCCAGAUACAAGUUCAGCCUGUGCGCAUGCAGAAACUGACCAAGCUUCGGGAGGAACACAUCAUGAUGAGAAACCAGAACCUGGUGGGGUUCAAGCUUCCCGAACUGAGUGAAGCUGCAGAGCAGGACAAAGGGGUCUCUUCUGAACUCACCCCUGGAACUGAGGAAGAAGAGGCAAAGAGUGGUCUGGAUGUGAUGCCCAACAUUUCUGACAUAUUGCUGCGUAAACUGAGGGUUCACAAGUCACUCACCGGAAGCGCCCCUCCACUCACGGAAAAGGAAGUUGAGAACGUGUUUGUACAACUGUCCUUGGCCUUUAGAAAUGACAGCUACACCUUGGAAUCUAGAAUUAACCAGGCUGAAAGGGAACGCAACCUGACGGAAGAGAACACCGAGAAGGAACUGGAAAACUUCAAAGCUUCCAUUACGUCCUCAGCAUCCAUCUGGCACCACUGUGAGCACCGAGAGACCUAUCAGAAGCUUCUGGAAGACAUCGCGGUCUUGCAUCGUCUGGCUGCCCGCCUCUCCAGCCGGGCUGAAGUGGUUGGGGCUGUGCGCCAGGAAAAGCGUAUGUCAAAGGCAACAGAGGUCAUGAUGCAGUAUGUGGAGAAUCUGAAGAGAACAUACGAGAAGGACCAUGCUGAGCUCAUGGAAUUUAAGAAACUCGCAAAUCAGAAUUCAAGCCGCAGCUGUGGUCCCUCCGAAGAUGGGGUCCCCCGCACGGCGCGAUCUAUGUCCCUCACGAUGGGCAAGAACAUGCCCCGCCGGAGGGUCAGUGUUGCUGUGGUUCCCAAGUUUAACGCCCUGAACCUUCCUGGCCAAACCCCCAGCGCAUCACCCAUCCCCUCCCUACCAGCUCUGUCUGAAUCACCCAACGGAAAAAGCAACAUAUCCGUCCCCCCGGUGCUGCCUGCACUUUUGGAAAAUGGAAAGACAAAUGCGGAGGCUGACUGUGAAGCUGGUGCCCCUGGGCCGCUCCCAAGCUGCCUGGAGGACACGAGCCAGGAGACCAAGGCCAGGGCAGAGGAAGAAGCCUACACCAAAGGAUACCAGGAAGGGCUAAAGAAGACCGAAGAACUUCAAGACCUGAAGGAGGAGGAGGAAGAACGGAAGACGGAGAGUCCCGAGGAACCAGCGGAGGUAGAAGGAACUGAGGAGGAAGAGAAGGACCAGAGAAGCAGCAAACUUGAAGAACUGGUCCACUUCCUACAAGUCAUGUAUCCCAAAUUGUGUCAACACUGGCAAGUGAUCUGGAUGAUGGCUGCAGUAAUGCUGGUCUUGAGUGUUGUGCUUGGGCUCUACAGCUCCUACAACUCCUGCACAGAGCAGGCCGAUGGGCCCCCUGGGAGAUCCACCUGCUCCGCAGCCCAGCGGGACUCCUGGUGGAGCUCAGGACUCCAGCAAGAGCAGCCAGCAGAGCAGUAGGACAUCAGAGUCCUUAGCCAUGCCCUGCUCUGGUGCAUUCACCCAACACCCUGCCCCCAAGUACAGUGUGUCAGGCCCAGGUGUGCACGUGUGGCCACUCAUCCAUCCCACUGGGGAACAAGGAGGCUUUCUCUUCACCCUCAUCACCUCCAUGGAAGCUACUCACACACAGGAACCUGAUGCUUUGAAGGGAUCAGCAAAACUGCUCUGGGAAAGCGUCUGGUGGACAAAGAAGUGGCCUUCACGGAGGACUCUGGCCCGAGGGAAGAGUCCUGCCCCUGGCUCAGAUGGAUUGGGAGAACUGAAACCCCUUCAUUCAGGGGACAGGGAGAAGCCUGCUCCCCCUUUUCCUCCCUGUGUUUCAUAACCAGGAAGAGUUGUACUUAAUGGCCAGUACUGACCGUAAGGAUCGGACCUGGGGCCUGGGGUCACAUGUGGAUGUCUUCCCACUUCAUUUACCAUGGCUGUUCUUUAGCCUUCACUCUCCCCUCCAGAAUCACCAUUUCUUGUCUGAGAGUGGGAAAGCACUCUCAUAAAAGUACACAGGCUAAAAGUAGUCCCAUGCUUGAAGGGAAACAGGAAGACGUGAGUUAAUAUAUAACGUGUCUUUAUACAUAUGGACAGAGCUAACACACAACAUGUUUGUGCACACACACCCACUCUCUGGAAGUGUGCUCUGCUUGGUGGCAGCCAUGUUGUGCCAAUCAAUUAUUUUUCACUAGGUGUGGAACAGUAGUCACCAGGCGUCAAUACAGGGAGCCCUCCACAUACUCUGAAGAUGUUUGAAAACCCUAAGAAAUCGUGUCUUCAGAUGCCAGUUUGGAGCUGUUGUUCGGCAGUCUCUUCCCUGGCUGUGUGCUGCAUUUGAACGUGAUUAACCCACCCCGUGGGUAAGAAAAGGUGUGCCUUCCACCCCAGACUCUCACUCUGCGUUGCUCAUCAAGGCUGCCAUUCUCCUAUUUCCCGCCCAAAUGUGUCCUUCCGAGGACCUGUUCAGCAGCAAACCGAAGGAGUGCGUCCCACCUCCAGCACGGCGUCUCUCACACCGUUCAGCUGUUACCUUCACUCAGCUCUCAUCAGUUGGAGAUGGGCCUUCUGUCGUGCUUGCUUUUCUGUUUCAAUGUUUUUGUUGCUAACACUCAUGCAGGACUUAUUGUGAGUCCAAAACUGUCUCAGUGUUAUAUAGAUAGUAAUUCAUUUAGUCCUCAAGAAAAACAAAAUCUGAAAUGGAUAGUACUCUCUCUCUCCAUGUUCAAAUAAGGAAACAGAAGCAUAAAUAUCUCUCUCUCUCUCUCUCUCUCUCUCUCUCUCUCUCUCUCUCUCUCUCUCACACACACACACACACACACACACACACACACACACACACACACUGAUACAACUUGUCAAGCAUAUAUAGCUAGUAAGUAAGUCAUUCAAACUAGAGUGGUCUAGCUCCAGGGACUGUACCCCCUGACCCCUCUCCUAUGGUCUCCCAGCUAGGUGCCUUCUGGUCUGAUCCCCUCCCCAUCUGAUCCUUCAGCUGUCCCAAACCUGUCAUGGUUCUCAAAUGAAAUUGCUUCUCCCACUGUGCUUCAACUCAUGGGCAUCUCCCCUGCCUUUGCUCUCUUCUCUCCACUCCUGAGGACCAAGCACAAACACUACCCUCUAUACAGGCUUCCAGGGCCUCCUUCCAUGUUCUGCCACACCCAGCAUCAUGGGUGGCACCCCACUUAGUGCUGCUGGCACUUGUUAAACUUUAGUCAUUGCCCUGUGCCUGCUGUCUACCUUAUUUAUACAUCUGUCUCCCUGGACAUUUUCCCUCGAAUACGAUGUCUUACCAUCUCUUGGGCAGGUACCUACCAUGGCAAACACUUUGGAGAGAAUCAUUUAACUUUGGUUAAAAGAACAAGCGAACAGUCAAGGUGAAGGGCAGCCUAGAGCGUGACCUCUUGAGGCUUCCCAAAACCGCCACCCUCAUGAUCGUUCCUAUCUCCAUGAGAAACCUGUCAUGACUGAUUCCUGACCUUGGCUUAUUUUUAUCUUUCUCUGUUUACCCUGAGAGAGCACGAGUGAAACCAUUCUCGAGUUCAAAUACAAUCACUCCUUUUAGAGAGACACCCCACCCCCAACCCACCCUGACUAGGCCUCACUUUAAAAUGCUGGUUUUGAAGGGACAUCCUUUACAGUGGCUAGAAAACAGCAUAGUGAAGUGCCCAAGGAUGUGUCAUUAAAGGUAAUGCGGUUCAGAGCGAGGCAGUGGGAUUUUGCAAGCAUAGGUAGAUGGCUCACCUGGAGUCUUCCAUGGGACUAGAUACAGCCAAAGGAGAUUUAACUACAUAAGCACUUUACAGCCAAAGACAGGGUGUAGACGGGAUGCAGAAAGAGCAGCCGUUCGGACUCUAGCGGAUCAAUGUCUAAUCUCACCCCACCCCCACACCAAAAGAAGGUCCAGCUUGAGUGAGCCCAUUUGGCCACAAAUCCCCACCCCUCCCUGGGUGAGACAAAGUUGAGGAGAGCAUGUGUAAACUGCUUCAGCGUCAUCCCUGGCCUCCGAAGCCUGCAGGAGUCUUUGGCCUAGACCAGCUACCACACCGCUCCAACUGGAAGGGCAGUUGAGGAAAAGGACAUCUCCAAAGAGCGGAGCCACGUUUAGAGCAGCGCGGCUAAAAACACACUUGUUGGUUCACCUUUUCAGGAAAACGAGGGAUAACUUGUAGCGGUCACAGCCGCUGCCACACAGCCAGUGCCAUGGAAGUCAGCCUUGUGGUUCCAGACAUAACAGGCAAAUGAAAUCGAAGUUACCAUUCAAGGUGCCUCUGAAACCUACGGUUCUGCUUAGCCCUGAGAGUCUGGUUGCCAGCCUUCUAUUGUAGAAGGACAUGUUCGCAUCAUCACUGAUGUCAAUUCCUAAAAGGGCCUUCACUUCCUAGCCACCACGAAGUCUGUUUCCUUUGUACAGCCUGGGAUGAGGGAAUGGCAAGGGAGAGCCUGGACUUGAUGUCACCGGCUGUCAGUCCCUAAUGUUAAGCCUCACACAGGUAGGUGUGCUAGUGUUGAACUGUAGAAUGUCACAGAGCUGAGUUUGAAAAUAAACGCACAUUUCCAAACCUU
Messenger RNA from Peromyscus californicus insignis, 6228 nucleotides. RefSeq names its product inositol 1,4,5-triphosphate receptor associated 1 (gene Irag1). The transcript is spliced from 21 exons. The record is from RefSeq and is a predicted model, not a curated record. The coding region runs from base 568 to 3135 and encodes 855 amino acids. Lineage: Eukaryota; Metazoa; Chordata; Mammalia; Rodentia; Cricetidae.